This is a messenger RNA of Sitophilus oryzae (rice weevil), 4803 nucleotides long. RefSeq lists its product as uncharacterized. Lineage: Eukaryota; Metazoa; Arthropoda; Insecta; Coleoptera; Curculionidae. Bases 299 to 4312 code for a protein of 1337 amino acids. Gene Ontology annotation, cellular component: membrane. The transcript has 14 exons. Gene Ontology annotation, biological process: sodium ion transmembrane transport. The record is from RefSeq and is a predicted model, not a curated record.
AGUAUUGUAGCGUAGCUUUCAGCGUUUUGGGUUGUUUCGGUUCGGUCAGUUCGCGAGUGCGAGACACGAAAUCGUCGCCGACACCGACGCUUUCCGGGCGAUUCUUAGUUUAUAGAAAAACUCCGGGAGUUUCUUCUCUGCGUAACGUGCACAAGUGAUUAUCUGUUUUUGGUUUUCUUGUAUACUUGGUGUUAUUCUGGUUUUGGAGAGAGUUCAGCCUGUUACUCGAGGUUCAACUGGAAGGAGUUUAAGAACUUUUAUUUCGUUUAUAAAAUGUCAUGACUGCUAAAUCAGUACCAUGUCAUCACCACUGGACAACACAGACAUCCACAUAGACCUGAUCGAUUUCCAUGUCGGAUCCCCCGUCAUCUCUAACCCACCAAACCCGCCUCCCAUUGACAAUCUUCACCAAGUCAGCGACAGUCUCAUCGACACGGAACUACCGAUAUUCGAACAAAAACUCCAAUCGGCCACCUCCAGCUCCGUCAGCUGUCAUUCGCGCAGACCCAGCAUCGACGUCGAGGACAUACUCAUCGAUAUCGACUCAGAUGAGUAUGACAGAGACAGCAUAGAUGGCGAGGAAGUUGAAAAGGACUUUCUCGAUCUAUGCCAGGGAGGCGAGAACGGCAACGAUGCCACCUCGUUACCGGUUGAUAACUUCGAAGCUCUUUUAGUUUUGAAGAAUUUGGAUGACUUGCUUAACGCUACGUUGGAGGAAUCCGAAAAUGCUCUGGAUACUAAUAGAAAUCCAGUUGAAGACGAUGAUGGAAGUGACGAACAAUCCGAGCGAAUUAUAGUAGAUUGUUUGGAGGAUUUGGAUAACUACUUGAGAGCGAUCGAUGAUUACGACAGCGAGUCGGGCGAUUCGGUUUACUCGGUUGAGCGGUCAAGCACGAAGUGGAGUGCGAGCUUAUCCGAUCUGACAGGAAGCUGUGAUAAGUUCACGUGCAGUCAGGAAUUUAACGAGGAGCUGGCCAGGCACAAACUCCGCCAAAUGGAGGAGAACUACUCCAGAUUCGUCUCGAUGGGCGUGGUGAAUCGCGGCUACGUCAACACGGAAGACCCCGCCGCCUGCGAUUUCACGGUCGAGGGGCAGCGUUGGUGCGGAAGAAGACCGUCUUCGGCGUGUGCCGGUACGACCAGCGGACCGAGCAAGCGGAAGCGCGUGUUAAGGGCCGCCACCAUGGCCGCCACGGUCAGGAAGGAACGGCCCAGGCUGCUUAAUAGGCGGAACUCCCUUACCAACACCCGUGCCGUACUACCCGACCGCCUCCACUCCCUCUUCCGGCCGAUAGCCGCUUGCAGCGCUCCCACGUCACCGGAAACGCCAUCUCUCGACCAGGAGCGCCAAGCGGAUCGGCGCUGUACCGCUGAGCUUAGUUGUUCUUCGGCGAGUGCUCUAGAUGACGCGUCGAUGGGUAAGGAGGAUUCGAACGGUACCGGUAGGGGUACUUGGUUGAGGACGUCAAUGCGGAGGUUGCAGCAGCUGCCCUUGCCUGGGGAAGAGGGUGAGGGGAGUGGUGGUGUUGCAGGGAAUAGGCUGGAGGUUGCAGGAGGUGAUGUUAGGCCUGUUAGUGCGCCGUCUAGGUUGCCUCCCACUGGAUCAUCCGCAGGUCGAUCAUCCAGGUCGCGAUCCAGGAAUUCGGUGUCGCAAGAACCAAACGGUCGAGCCAGAAGCAGUUCUGCGUCUUCUCGGUCUAGAAGGCCCAGAAGUCUAUCUUCGAGUGUAACUAGUCUAGCUUCCAGUGUAGAGAGUACGCCAAGUUGUGCACCACCGGUGGAGGAAAGUAGAACCUCGAAUAAUGCACAAGAGGCCAGUAGCAACAAUGCAAGAAGGCCAUGUGACCGCCAACGCUCCACCGAGAUGCCCGAGUCGGACAGUCCGCUGGGCAAAUGGCCGCACAGUCUCAGCUCGAUGAUGGCCUGUCUCGGCUGCACCCUGGGCCUCUUCAACAUCUCCCGCUUCGCCAUCUUGUCCAUCCACUUCGGCGCCAACUUCAUCUUCCAGUUCAUUUUGCUGACCGUGGCUUUCGGCCUGCCACUGUUCACCCUGCAGCUCUGCCUCGGUCAGCAAUUGGGUGCGGGGGUGGUUGACAUGUGGCGGAUAUCGCCGCUGUUCCAGGGAGUGGGGGUGUCGUUGCUGAUUGCACAGGCGCUCACCGGGCUGUACAGUAUCAUAGGGGUGUCGUGGAUGUUCGUGUUCUUUAGGGAUUCGUUCAUAACGACGGUGGAUAAGUACAGAUGGGCAGAGCCGUUUGCGUAUUACAGAAAAGAAUCACAUUUAUCUCAGAAUGGGACCUAUAAAUUACAAGAAACUAUUCCGGACUACUUCAAUGGAAUCGUUUUGCAAAGAUACCAUCUGCCCACUGGAACGGCUUAUGGAACCAUCAAAUUCCAGCUGGCUUUCAACUUAGCGGUGGUCUGGAUGAUUGUUUUCGUAUCUCUUAGUAAAGGACUGAGAUCUUAUGGAAAAGUUGUCUAUGUGUUCACGCUUCUUCCAGUUUUCGGCACUUUUGUCUUAUGCGCUAAAAUUCUUGGACUGAUGCCCGCGGAGUUUGUAAAUACGAUUUUUCCCGAAACCUCGUGGAGCGAAUUUUUUCUCAAUUCACGCAGCUGGUUGGCUGCAGCACAAGAAGUUUUUCUGACUUGGGGUCUGAUGGGGGCCGCCAUAAUGCAAAUAGCAUCACACAACAAACACAAACAUUUACUACAAAGAGAUUCUAGUCUGAUAGCUGUAAUUACUAUCUCGGUUCUGCUUCUGGUGGCUUUUUUGGCCAACACUUGCGUACAAAUACUCAAAUAUUAUGGUUAUAGUUACUAUCCUAGUUCUUUUGAAAGGAUGUCUUCUUAUCAAUUUUUAAGAUCUGUAAAAGAUCCUUUACCGCCUAGUCUAUUUAACACGCCAGUUCGCUAUAUGGUUCACAAUUCUUUUAUUAUGGGAGAGAAAGUUGUCAGGCCUGGUGUUGAUAAUACUCACGAGAGUGGAUAUCAAGUACUUCGCUUAGCUACGGAACUGCUUCCAGCUACUUUCGCCGUCAUGGGAGCCGACCAAGUAUCUCCUUUCUGGGCUGUGCUCACUUACUUCAUAUUUAUCAUGUUCGGGAUCGCACAACAACUGGCAGUAUGGCACUGCGUCAUCACUGGAAUUAUGGCCAUUAAAACCAAAGUUUUGAAAUCCUGGGAGACGACGAUCACUUUCUUCAGUUGCGCCUGCGGCUUUAUAUUAGGGCUUCCCAUGGUCACCGAGUUGGGCAUUUACGUUGUCUACUUUAUGGAUUACACCAUGGGAAGCAUCUGGUGGCUUACAAUAGUGGUUCUGCUUCAAAUCGUAGCAGUAUUUAUGGUGCGAGGACGACCAUACAGUGGAGAUACCGUUGUAGCUACGCUUUUUAACCAGCACAGCUAUAACUGUUUAUUUGGUUGGGCGCCAGCAUUGUUGUCAUUUACUUGGAACGUCAUCCUUCCCGUUGCUCUUAUGGUGUUGUGCAUUACUACGUUCAAAAAUGGCAGUUUUCGAGAUAUGUUCAUAUGGCAUCACGCACCUUUUUCGGAUUAUUGGCCCUUGUGGGCUCGUCAGAUCGGAUCCAUGAUGCAACUCUUGCCAGUUCUUUGUGUGCCAUUAGUAGCUGUCAUUCAGAGUUAUCGAUACUUGAACAAUGGUCCAUCUGAUAUACUCGAUAGAAUACAGUUACUGUAUCGACCACCAAUCGGAGAACAUAUGGAAGAUCCUCCCGCCACCAAUCCCGCAACCGGAAACAGCAACAACGCUUCCAAUCCUGCUUCAGAAGACCCACCACCCAAAUACACACCACCGCCCAGUUACACCACCGCUACCGGUGCCCGGUUAGCUAAAUUUCUACGCCAAAGCAUCAGACGAAGCAUGAGGCGAAUAGCGAAUGUUUUAGGUGAGGUUGGUGUAGCUGGACCAUCCAGGACCAGACCUUCAGUCAUUGAAAGCUUAGAACCACCACCUCCAGACUACAACAGCGUCUUUGUGGAGAUGAAUAAUACUACAACUAGUAGUCCUGCUCGCAUCUCUACCCUUGAACGUCUUAGGAACUUGCAAUCGUCACCCAAUGCUCUAACAGCGGCCGAAGUAGCUUCGAUUCUGAGGAGUAGCUUCAGGAGGAACUCGACUAGAACUCCCGAGCACGCCUCUCGUGACGCAACGUUUGCUGAUAAUGGUGUAGCGUCGCUUAGUGCUGAGCAUUUGGUAGAUGCUGCUGCUCCAAUUGGAGAGACUUCGCUUGUUCUGAAUAUACAGGAGCCUGAAGAUGAUAGCAAGAUAGAAAGCAACUCGUCUGUGAUAUAAAAAUUUAAUAUUUUAGAGAUUUAGUAACUUAACUUCUGACUGGGUAAAUGAGUAUUAAAGAGUAUGAUAUUGAGGACCUGCACACCAGUAAAUAUUUCAAUUUUUACAUCUUUCAUUAUUGAAUGCAUUUAUAGAAAUAUCUUCUCCAUAUUAUUAUUAAUGUUCGAUAUUGAAUAAAUAAAUAGUAAAUAUUUGAAUUACUUCUGAUGUGCAGGUCUGUUUUGAUUAGGUUUAAGCUUAAAGUGUGUUCUUUACUAUGUAAAGGUAGAAUAUAACUGCCAUUGCAUAAUUUUGUUUGCAAUAUUUAGUUUUGAAUGCGCUGUAACUUAUUUGAGAAGCUUAUUUAUUUAAUGAGUUUAUAGUUUUUGUUUUGUAUUCGAUGUAAGCCAGAUUCUAACCGUGUAUUAUGAUCUACUGACCGACUUGUACAGAGAUUUGUGAACUGAUUGUAUAUUUGUCAGCGUUAACUUUAACUAUGUGAAAAUAAAAAC